This is a messenger RNA of Gymnogyps californianus (California condor), 2666 nucleotides long. RefSeq names its product hydroxyacyl-CoA dehydrogenase trifunctional multienzyme complex subunit beta (gene HADHB). Gene Ontology annotation, molecular function: acyltransferase activity, transferring groups other than amino-acyl groups. The transcript is spliced from 15 exons. Lineage: Eukaryota; Metazoa; Chordata; Aves; Accipitriformes; Cathartidae. Gene Ontology annotation, biological process: fatty acid beta-oxidation. The record is from RefSeq and is a predicted model, not a curated record. The coding region runs from base 11 to 1435 and encodes 474 amino acids.
AGAUAUCAAAAUGAGUUCCAUGCUGACCCAUGCCAUCAGAAACCUCCCUGCUUCCUCAGCAUGGGCCGCCAGGGUCUUCGCUCGAUCGCUCAGCUGCUCUUCACAGUUACAAGCCGCAGCAGUUCAGCCUAAGAGCAAGAAGACCUUAGCCAAAAGUGGCGUGAAGAAUAUUGUUGUGGUAGAGGGUGUCCGUAUUCCAUUUUUGCAGUCUGGCACCUCGUAUGCGGAUCUUAUGCCACAUGACUUGGCAAGAGCAGCACUGCAGGGGUUGCUGAACCGGACCAGUGUCCCAAGGGAUGUUGUUGAUCACAUUGUUUAUGGCACAGUUAUCCAGGAGGUGAAAACGAGUAAUGUUGCCAGAGAGGCUGCCUUGGGAGCGGGUUUCUCUGACAAAACUCCAGCCCAUACAGUCACCAUGGCUUGCAUUUCUUCAAACCAGGCUAUGACCACAGGCGUGGGUAUGAUUGCGGCUGGACAGUGCGACGUCGUCGUAGCGGGGGGUGUGGAGUUAAUGUCAGACAUUCCCAUUCGUCACAGUAGGAAGAUGAGGAAGACUAUGCUGACUCUUAACCGAGCCAAGACCUUGGGCCAAAAGCUCGCCCUGAUUUCCAAAAUUCGCCCUGACUACUUUGCUCCUGAGCUCCCAGCUGUGGCAGAGUUCUCCACCAGCGAGACCAUGGGGCACUCCGCCGAUCGUUUGGCUGCUGCCUUUGCCGUUUCCCGUUUGGAGCAAGAUGAGUAUGCCCUCCGCUCACACAUGCUAGCUAAGAAAGCCCAGGAUGAAGGCUUGCUACUUGAUGUGGUACCCUUCAAAGUGCCAGGCAAAGAUACCGUUACCAAAGAUAAUGGGAUCCGUCCUUCCUCAAUGGAGCAGAUGGGCAAGCUGAAGCCGGCUUUUGUCAAGCCGUUCGGAACUGUCACAGCUGCCAACUCCUCCUUCCUGACAGACGGUGCUUCAGCAGUUCUGCUCAUGUCCGAGGAGAAGGCUCUGGCAAUGGGAUACAAACCGAAGGCCUACCUAAGGGACUUUGUGUAUGUGUCCCAGGAUCCAAAGGACCAGCUGCUACUGGGUCCAACAUACGCUACUCCCAAAGUGCUGGAGAAGGCUGGUCUAACCAUGGCUGAUAUCGAUGUGUUUGAAUUCCACGAAGCUUUUGCUGGGCAGAUACUGGCUAACCUGAAAGCUAUGGAUUCGGACUGGUUUGCACAAAACUGCAUGGGCAGAAAGUCAAAGGUCGGAGCCCCUCCUCUGGAGAAGUUCAAUAACUGGGGCGGCUCCCUCUCGCUGGGACAUCCUUUCGCUGCCACUGGCUGCCGUCUGGUAAUCACUGCUGCCCACAGAUUGAAGAAGGAGGGAGGACAGUACGGCCUGGUCGCUGCCUGUGCUGCAGGAGGGCAGGGGCACGCGAUGAUAGUGGAGCUUUACCCUCAGUAACGGGACAGGGGACUGCUGAGUGGGUAUUCGUAUGUCCUGGGCCUGGCAAUGCCAUUUUACUGCACUAAUAAAAACAUACGUACAGUCCUUCUCGGAAAGGAUUUUCGGUGGCCUUUGUAAAUACCGUUUAGCUACUCAGCUGGUAAUUUUCAGCUAAUGAACACGCUCUAAGAAAUACUCCACUUCCAGGAGAGUAAAAGUUAAUGUGGCUCUUAGUCUCUCCAGAGUCCUUGUAAUUUCUACUGCAACUCUUCGAUAAGCAAGAUUUCUUCCCCCCGGAGAAGAAUGAUUCCAAAGCUGCGUACAGAGAAUUAAGUUUGGCGAUAAGGAGAACGUGAAGUACUGGAGGUCGGCGAGUUAAUGUGUCCUUGUAGGGAGUAACAACCGUUUUCAGGCAUGGGUUCAAACUGAGUUGGCUGACCUGGUUUGUAAGGAGGAAGUUUGCUGCGCAGUGUCCAAACAGCAUCGGAAUUAGCAAGUUGCUUCUGACAAAUGAGUGUCGCUGAUGUUAGCCACAAUAAAUCAGGAAAAAAAAAAAAAAUAGCCUGGCUUUCUUCUUUCCCUCCACUUGCCUGAAAUACGUUGGGGACGGUUUCUGUGGUGUUUGUCGUGGGGGCUGUGUGCUCUGAGGUGGCCCCAGGUGUCUGCUUUCUGCAACGGGAGACGGCUGCUCUGAAAUCUGCCCGGAACCCACCCUGAGCUCCAGAGCCCCAACGAAUCAUCGAAAUACGUGCUUUUGAGACUGUUUUGCUAACUCCUGCUUCUUUGUGGUGCCUGGAUUACACACUUCCAUUGCCUGGCAUUUUGAAAAUUCAGAAACAGAGGCGGCGCGAUGCUUCUGCGGGAUCAAGUCGUUGGUAAACUUCAGGUGUGCAGACUUGUGGUCUUUCUCCCAAGAUUUUGGGAAGAUGAGACGGUUGUUCUUGCCCUUUCGCUUAAUGUUCGGGGUUAUCUUCCUCGCUCAUCUCUGGUUCCGUUAGCUGGGAUGGAAACAGAGAUUCUUCUAAAACAACCUGCAAAAACCUUCGAGUCCUUUGUAUGAAGGAAACGGCUUCUGCAACCCACCGGCUGCUGUACGGCCCCGCGAGUCGGGAGGCACACCUGAGAUAAGGGACGGGCGCGACCAUGGGUGGAUUCUUGUUUAUUCCUGCUUGGAAAUCUUGUGCAAUGCUGUGGCUCCGCGCGGAUGGGGAGGCGGCUGCAAGUGGGAACCGCCUGGGCGAGGGGGAGA